AUGGAAAAUGUUUUUUCAUCGUUGGCUCUGAAAAGUUUGGAAAUGGUAAUUAGAUCCCAACGAAGAUUCAAGAAGGAAGAUUCAGUAACUGCAGACUCUAGAUAUAAUGAAUUCUAUUUUUUGUGGCACGUCUUUGAGCCAUUUCUAAUGCCUCGAUCGAUCUACCUUGGUGAAAAAAGAGUGGUAAAAAGAGCAUGUUCGACCAUAGACGUAGCAACGACAAAGUGCCUAAAAGACCGACACCAUGGUGGCAACCUCUUACACUGCUAUUGCAAAGGGGAUUGGUGCAAUUUCGAGAAUUUCGAAGCACUGAAAGACAUGGAAUCAAAGGUUUAUAUACUUGAUAUGUAA
Messenger RNA from Helobdella robusta, 351 nucleotides. RefSeq lists its product as hypothetical. NCBI's taxonomy places the organism in Eukaryota, Metazoa, Annelida, Clitellata, Rhynchobdellida, Glossiphoniidae. The coding region runs from base 1 to 351 and encodes 116 amino acids. The transcript has 2 exons. The record is from RefSeq and is a predicted model, not a curated record.